UAGAAUUUAUGAACACUGGUUCUUCUUCUAGAAGAUCUAGGUUCAAUUUCCAGCACCCACAUUGUGUCUCACAACUACCUGUAACUCUAGUUCUAGGGAUUCAGUGCUAUAUUCUGGCCUUUGAGGACACUAGGCAUGUGUGUCAUAAAACACACAACUGGAAGAAAAACUUCCUUAUAUAAAAAAUAGAAAAAAUAAUAACUCCAAGAGCAUCACAUUUGCAUGGCUUAUGGGAAUCUUAGGAAACCUAAGUUUCUACAACAAGAUUGGUUUCAGCUUUCUUGUUCCUCUAAGAGUUUCCGUAAGUCUAUACCAAGAGACAAGUACUUCAGUUACACCACAGGUCCAUAAGACUUAAGUGUAUGAAGGAAGCAUCAGCUGGUGGUGCAGACGACAUGGAAACCAACUACUCCAUCGAUCUGAAUGAAUCAGAAUGGGUGGUCUACGAUUCUACCAUCUCCAGACUUCUAUGGAUUCUCUCAAUGGUGGUUGUUUCCAUCACUUUUUUCCUUGGUGUGUUGGGCAAUGGACUAGUGAUCUGGGUAGCUGGAUUUCGGAUGGCACACACUGUCACCACUACCUACUAUCUGAAUCUAGCUUUGGCUGACUUCUCUUUCACAGCGACUCUACCAUUCCUCCUUGUGGAAAUUGCGAUGAAAGAAAAAUGGCCAUUCGGCUGGUUCCUGUGUAAAUUUUUUCACAUUAUGGUGAAUGUAAACCUAUUUGGAAGUGUCUUCCUGAUUGCUGUCAUUGCCUUGGACCGCUGUAUUUGUGUCCUGCAUCCAGUCUGGGCUCAGAACCACCGUACUGUGAGCCUGGCUAGGAAGGUGAUUGUUGGGCCCUGGAUUUUUGCUCUGAUUCUCACUUUGCCCAAUUUAAUUUUCUUGACUACUGUUAGAACUCCUGGAGGGGAUGUAUACUGUACAUUCAACUUUGUACCCUGGGGUAAAACUGUUGAAGAAAGGUUGAAUGUAGCUAUCACUUUUGUAACAACCACAGGGAUCAUCACAUUCAUUAUUGGCUUCAUCAUGCCCAUGUCCAUUGUUGCCAUUUGCUAUGGACUCAUUGCUGUCAAGAUCCACAGAAGAACCCUUGUUAAUUCCAGCCGUCCGUUACGAGUCCUUACAGCCGUUAUGGCUUCCUUCUUUAUAUGUUGGUUUCCCUUUCAACUGGUGGCUCUUUUAGGCACAAUUUGGUUCAAAGAGACAUUGCUUAGUGGUGGUAAUAAAAUUCUUUUUAUGUUUGUUAACCCAACCAGCUCAUUGGCCUACUUCAAUAGUUGCCUCAAUCCAAUGUUGUAUGUUUUCAUGGGCCAAGGCUUCCGAGAGAGACUGAUUCAUUCCCUACCUUCUAGUCUUGAGAGAGCCCUGAGUGAGGACUCUGGGCAAACCAGAGACACAGACACCAAUUCUGCUUUACCUUCUGCAGACAUUGAGAUGAAGGAAGUAUGA
Molecule: messenger RNA, 1451 nt
Organism: Mastomys coucha (southern multimammate mouse)
Lineage: Eukaryota; Metazoa; Chordata; Mammalia; Rodentia; Muridae
Product: formyl peptide receptor 2-like
Exons: 2
Coding region: 363-1451 (362 amino acids)
Biological process (GO): inflammatory response; complement receptor mediated signaling pathway; phospholipase C-activating G protein-coupled receptor signaling pathway
Cellular component (GO): plasma membrane
Molecular function (GO): N-formyl peptide receptor activity; complement receptor activity
Source: RefSeq, a predicted model, not a curated record